Manis javanica (Malayan pangolin) is the source of this 607-nucleotide messenger RNA. NCBI's taxonomy places the organism in Eukaryota, Metazoa, Chordata, Mammalia, Pholidota, Manidae. The record is from RefSeq and is a predicted model, not a curated record.
ACCCCGGAUCCAUCUCCCCCGAGGAGGGCCCGUCACGACACCCCGGAUCCAUCUCCCCCGAGGAGGGCUCGUCAUGACGCCCCAGAUUCUUCUCGCCCGAGGAGGGCCCGUCACGACACCCCGGAUCCAUCUCCCCCGAGGAGGGCCCGUCAUGACACCCCGGAUCCUUCGCUCCUCCGGAAGCCUCAUCGUCAUCCUUCAGGUAUAUCUCCGAGGAGGGCCCGUCAUGACACGCCAGAUCUAUGUCCUCCUAGGGGGGCCCAUCACAGUUCCUCGGAUCUCUCUCCCUCAGGAAGGGCCCGCAACAGCCCCCCUGACCCAGCUCAACCUAGAAGGACUCUUGGCCCCUCGGACGCAUCGCAGCUCCGGAGAGCCUGUCGUGACUCUUCCAGUUUGGCUCCUGAAGAACCUCAUUCGCUGCCCAGAAACAAGAGCAGCAAAGCCCCAGGAAGGGCCUCUAGCAGAGCCUGUGCACAUUGGCAGGGGCCAGGGCGCUCUCCUCCGUCCCUGUCCAAGAACAGCAAACGUGACUACGACUUGGGUCUCUCUCCUCCACGGAAAACACAAGCCAAGUCCCAUUUUGGAAGUAAGCAGCCUGAUUCUAAAG